Molecule: messenger RNA, 1638 nt
Organism: Mycotypha africana
Lineage: Eukaryota; Fungi; Mucoromycota; Mucoromycetes; Mucorales; Mycotyphaceae
Exons: 7
Coding region: 1-1638 (545 amino acids)
Biological process (GO): carbohydrate metabolic process; purine ribonucleoside salvage
Molecular function (GO): phosphopentomutase activity; magnesium ion binding
Source: RefSeq, a predicted model, not a curated record
AUGGAAGCUGGUUUCUCGAGAAUGAACGAUUUGACAGUUCUUCAAGCUUCUCAAGGUUUAGCUAUGUAUAUGGAGAAAACAGUUGAAAAUGCCAAAGAGAGAGGCGUGGUUGUCGGCCAUGAUCAUCGUCACCAUUCUGACAAUUUCGCCCGUCUUACGGCUGCAGCAUUUAUCCAACGUGGGUUCAAAGUGUGGUAUUAUAAAGACUUGGUUCAUACACCCUUAGUGCCUUAUACUAUAAAGAAACUAAAAGCUGCUGGUGGUAUAAUGAUUACUGCAUCACACAACCCUAAAGAUGACAAUGGUUACAAAGUCUACUGGGAAAAUGCAUGCCAGAUUAUCCCACCUCAUGACGAAGGUAUUGCCGAGUCCAUCUUGGAACAUCUCGAGCCUUGGGAUUGGAACUACGAACUCGUUUCCCAGAGUCCUUUGGUCAGUGAUCCCAAAAAAAAAGGUGUCAUUGAUGCUUACUUUGAAGAAGUAAAGAGCCUUUGCCAAACUAGACAGGACAAUGCGUCCACCGAUGUUAAAUUUGUAUACACCGCUAUGCACGGUGUAGGUGCACCUUUCGCCAAACGAGCUUUUGCCUGUUUCGAUCUCCCAGAGUUCACGCCUGUGGAAGCCCAGAUCCAGCCUGACCCUGAUUUCCCUACCGUGGCUUUCCCUAACCCCGAGGAAGGUAAAGGAGCGUUAACAUUAGCGAUGGAAACAGCGGAUAAGGUCAAUGGUAAUAUCAUUUUAGCAAACGAUCCUGAUGCCGAUCGUUUAGCGAUUGCCGAAAAGCAACCCAAUGGAGAAUGGAUUAUUUUCAACGGUAAUCAGAUUGGUUCGGUUCUGGGAGCUGCAUGUUUCGAGAAAGCCAUUGCUGCAGGCAAGAAGCCAGAGCAAUUGGCGAUGGUAGCCAGUACUGUGUCUUCCAAGUUUUUAGCUCGUAUGGCUGAAGUGGAAGGCUUCCGAUUUGAAGAGUCUCUCACUGGGUUCAAAUGGAUCGGUAAUACAGCAAUCAACCUUGAGAAACAAAACUAUACGGUUGUGUUUGCGUAUGAAGAAGCCAUUGGCUUUACGAUUGGUGACAUUGUGAAAGACAAGGACGGUGUCAGUGCACUUGCUUUCUUUUCCGAAUGGGCUGUUCAACUCUAUAAACGCGGUAUGACGGUUUAUGCUUAUCUUGAAGAAUUAUACAAAAAGUACGGCUACUUUGUGAGUGAAAACUCGUACUUUAUUUGUGACGAUAAGCAAAAGAUUUCAAAGAUCUUUGAUCGUAUCCGUUACGGAGACGUGAAAGAGCAAGACAGCACUUCCAAGACGGGAUACAAGUUGCAUUAUCCUGCCACAGUGGGAGGACAUAAAGUCAUUGGUAUCAGAGAUUUGACUGUAGGCUACGAUUCCUCUGUCAAAGAUACUGUACCUACAUUGCCCGUGUCGGCCUCAUCUGAAAUGAUCACGUUCCGUUUGGAGAACCACACAGUAUUCACUAUCCGUACAAGUGGUACAGAGCCAAAGAUAAAAUAUUACUCAGAGUUACGUGGUGAAACAGAGGAAAAAGCGAGAGCAGAUCUUCAUCGUGUUGUUGAAGCCAUUGGUGACGAAUUGAUGGCAUACCAAAAGAAUGGCCUCGCAAAGAAAAAGGAACAAUAA